AUAGAGCAUAAAGUCUCAGUAUCAAAUCGCAAAAUAAUCCAGUAUCAGUUCUGCGUAGCGUUUCCGACGAGUGAGUACACGCCGCCAUGGGCAAAAUCAAACUCUACAGUUUCCCGCUGAGUCCACCUGGUCGAACGGUUCAGCUAACCGCGAAAGCCCUCGGCCUUGAGCUCGAAUUUCAUUCCGUCUCGGUGUUGGAAAAGGAGCACCUUACCGAGGAGUUCAUCAAGAUGAAUCCGCAGCACACCAUCCCGGUAAUCGACGAUGAUGGGUUUGUGCUGUACGACAGUCAUGCGAUUGCCAUCUACUUGGUAUCGAAGUAUGCCCCUGGAAAUCGGCUCUAUCCUACGAAGGACUUCAAGCAGCAGGCCCGUAUCAACGCGAUCUUGCACUUCGAGUCUGGAGUAAUGUUCGCCAGGCUCCGAUUCGUUGGAGAUGCCAUACAGAAGGCCAGUCACCAAGGUGAAGUUCCACAGGAUCGCGUGGAGUACGCACUGGAAGCCGUUGAGCUGCUGGAAGCCCUGCUGAGGGAUGGACAGUAUCUAGCUGGGGACCACGUGACAUUGGGCGAUAUCAGUUGCGUGACUUCAUUCUCGUUUCUGGAUGCUAUGCUACCAGUGGAACGUGCCAAGUAUCCGAAGGUUUACGCUUGGUAUGAGCGGAUGAAACACAUCGAGGGAUAUGAUGAGAUCAACCAAAAAGCGGUGGAUCAGUUGAACGGGGUCAUUCAGGGGAUUUUUGAGGGAAAUAAGAGCAAAUAGCUUCCAGAUCAACGAGUAAAAAGAGCCAAAAACAACUUUUGCAAAUCGAAGCUUAUAUUGUGCAUCCCAGGCAUAUUUCAAAUAAUUCUUGCAAUCUAACCACUCUAGCAGGUGAAGAGGAGUCAGGCACUCAGAUCUAACGGUGAACUUUUUGAGUAGGGUCAAAUGGUCCAAAAUGCCACUUUAAGGACUUGUGUCGUUUUCUGUUAAUGAGAUCCUCAUUUUAACGCCAUUCGAAGUUCUAACUUUACAAUAUAUGCUAUCUACCAUCAUGAAAACACUUCCCAAAUUUGAGUUUGUUUUUACGAUUUUAAAUCGCGUAGAAAAGAUUAUUGAAAAAUGAGGUUGGUCAAAAUUACCGAAUGGAUGGGGUAGAAAGCCGUUUAGUAUGGCGAAGUAAUAGUCAGCAAUCAAGUUUCUCCAUGAGUUUGGUCUGUGGUAUGUAAACGCUUAUCCCUUAAUGAAAUCAUCGGAAAAUCGGGAUGAAAAACAUAUUUUAACAUCGUUUGGCAAAGAAUACAAAUUGAAAAGUUCUAGUUGAGAUUUAAUGCAGUGAGCCAUUUUACCCCAUCAGUGCGUAUUGCACCAUCUCCCCUAUUGGUCGAAAAGCGCCUGUGGUGGACUGGACUACUGGAGGCGCUAUAGAAUGUAAAGAUUUUACGGCUCUUCACACAUGUUAGUCUAGACCAGAGUCUAUGAAUGGAGAGUUGCGCGAAGAG
Messenger RNA from Aedes aegypti (yellow fever mosquito), 1480 nucleotides. Its product is annotated as glutathione S-transferase 1. NCBI's taxonomy places the organism in Eukaryota, Metazoa, Arthropoda, Insecta, Diptera, Culicidae. Gene Ontology annotation, molecular function: glutathione transferase activity. The coding region runs from base 87 to 761 and encodes 224 amino acids. Gene Ontology annotation, biological process: glutathione metabolic process. The transcript is spliced from 3 exons. The record is from RefSeq and is a predicted model, not a curated record.